CUGACGAGCGGAUGUGCGUCACUGAUACAACUCAUGUGACUGCUCUGGCACAGUGGGAGGAGACUUGCACUUGUCUUUGAACGUGGUUCACCGAUUUCAGUCAGUGUGAUUGUGACUACCUACCGGCAAAAUCCACUCGUUCACUUUCUCCGCCAUCACCAGCGUCGGUCAACUCGUUACACCAUGAAGAUCUGGACCUCAGAGCACAUAUUCAACCAUCCUUGGGAGACCGUAACCAAGGCUGCUAUGCAGAAGUAUCCCAACCCCAUGAACCCCAGUGUGAUUGGAGUGGAUGUUUUGGACAGAGACAUUGACAAACAGGGACGCCUCCACAGUACAAGACUGCUGAGCACGGAGUGGGGUCUACCGUCUAUAGUGAAAUCUAUCAUUGGUAACUCACGAACAUACACAUAUGUUCAAGAGCACUCGGUCGUGGAUCCCAAAGAGAAGUCUUUCGAGCUUCAGUCGACAAAUAUCACUUUCACAAACAUGGUGUCUGUGGAUGAAAAGUUAACAUAUAAACCACAUCCUGAGGAUAAAGACAAAACAAUCCUGACUCAGGAGGCUAUCAUCUCUGUGAAAGGAGUCAGUCUCAGCAGUUACUUGGAGGGAGUUAUGGCGAGCACAAUCUCUGCUAACGCUGGAAAGGGCCGGGAAGCCAUGGAGUGGGUAAUCAGGCGACUGAAUGCAGAGAUCGAGGAACUGGCAGCCACAGCACGUGGGACCAUGCGCACCCCCCUGGCGGCUGCGGUCACUGAGAAAUGACACCCACCUCUCUUUUCCAGCAUAGUUUGAGAGACUACAAACCUCUUCAACCAGCUUCCCUUUAUAAUGCUCUGGUGCUGGGGUACAUUCAUCCAUCUCAUACUAUCUACAUUAGAUAUAUUUUUAACACCAAGCCGCAACAUGAAGGGAUUCUUUGGAGUGUUUUUUAGGGGAUGCUGCCUGGCAGGACCGCCAUAAUGAGAGACUGAGAAAAGACCACUGUUAUCUGUGUGUUUGGAAAUAUGUAGCACUGGCGAAGAGGUAUCAGAGGCACCAGAUGAACUGAAAUCGCAAGACAAGUGCCAAAGCAGACACACUGCUUUUUGUCCAGCCCCCUGUAAAAGCACUACAGAAUGCCAGAAAGUCUCCUCUGGCAUGGAGCAAAACAGUUAUGGUGAUGGUUGUGGUAUGAUGGCAGAAAACAAUGUCUUGUUGUGGCAGGGGUCAAGGGCAGUGCAUGUCAAGGGUAAAAGGAAGCGGUUUCAUGUGUCAGAGUGUUAAUAGUUGGGAUAACACAGCCGUGGACAGUGACACGUGACAGAAGUGUUUCACCGUCCGGUUUAUUUGUCGAAGAGAGCCAUCUCCUCAACAAUGUUUUCUUUCAGGGACCUCAGUAAUAACAAGACACUCUGUACCAGGCAGUGUAUGUAAGCCUGAAUAUAAACUGUAUUUUGUUAUUAUGUGAUAACUAAUAUUGUUAUUAAGGUAUUUAAGAGAAAUUAAGGGAUCAACAUAAUUGCCAUAUUUAUAUUUUUUAAGCAGAGGACCUUCUCAAAUGUGCGUUAGUAUAACUUUUAUACAAUUCAGUCUGAUGUGUACUGUAUCUGAACAUGUUUGCUGAACUCAAACAGUUUUAUCAACACACACAAAACUACUGUUCCUCAGUAAAAAAACA
This is a messenger RNA of Larimichthys crocea (large yellow croaker), 1660 nucleotides long. RefSeq names its product PRELI domain containing 3 (gene prelid3b). The record is from RefSeq and is a predicted model, not a curated record. Lineage: Eukaryota; Metazoa; Chordata; Actinopteri; Sciaenidae. The transcript is spliced from 6 exons. Gene Ontology annotation, cellular component: mitochondrial intermembrane space. The coding region runs from base 184 to 765 and encodes 193 amino acids.